Entrophospora sp. SA101 is the source of this 145-nucleotide messenger RNA. The record is from the annotation of a GenBank genome assembly. NCBI's taxonomy places the organism in Eukaryota, Fungi, Glomeromycota, Glomeromycetes, Entrophosporales, Entrophosporaceae.
UUUCUAUUUGGCUGAAGAAUUAAAUGCAGAUUUUGAGUAUUUUGAAGGUUCUGGACAUGUUAUACCUGGAGAACAACCUGAAAGAUAUAAUUCAUUACUAGAAGAACAUUUCAGAAAAGCUGGAUUAAUUGAUUCGUCAAUUUAA